AUGGAUGUGGAGCAGAAGUCAGGAACGAUGUCACUGAGGUUGCGUCCUUUCGGAAGGAGUGAGUUGUUUGCAAAUGAUUAUUUUUUAUCAUUACAGAAUUCUUGGGCUAGUCCAAAUGGAGAUUUCAGGUCAAGCCAACCACAAAGUCCAAAAUCACCAGUUAGUCCAAUGAACCCUUGGUCCAGUAACAACAAUGUUAUGCCAGGAAAGUUCAAACAAAGAAGAGGAAGCUCUUUUGAAGACAGUGUUGAUGUUCCCCCUUUGACUCCUAAAGAAGAGAGUGGUGGAUUAACUGAGGAGCCAGUUUUCAUAACCCAUGUGGAGAGUCCUGUUAGAUUUUGGGCACAGGCAGUGGAAGCUGAGACAGCUCACGUGAUUGAGAAGAUGACCAGUGACCUUCAGAUUUACUGUAGAAACAAGCCUUUGUUACAAUCCACGCCACAUAUUGGCAAGAUUUAUGGUGGAGUUUACCUGGAGGAUCAACAGUGGUAUCGCUGCCGGGUCAAGGAGCUUAUUGAAGAUGAUAAGGUAUCAUAUUCUGUUUACCAUAAAAAGCAAAAGAUAACUUGUAAUUUGUCUACAUUGAUCAAAAGGGCUCAGUUGCCUUUGAUCUUCUUUAAUUAA
This is a messenger RNA of Pocillopora damicornis (cauliflower coral), 624 nucleotides long. Its product is annotated as serine/threonine-protein kinase 31-like. NCBI's taxonomy places the organism in Eukaryota, Metazoa, Cnidaria, Anthozoa, Scleractinia, Pocilloporidae. Gene Ontology annotation, molecular function: ATP binding; protein kinase activity. The record is from RefSeq and is a predicted model, not a curated record. Gene Ontology annotation, biological process: protein phosphorylation.